Microthlaspi erraticum is the source of this 546-nucleotide messenger RNA. The record is from the annotation of a GenBank genome assembly. Lineage: Eukaryota; Viridiplantae; Streptophyta; Magnoliopsida; Brassicales; Brassicaceae.
AUGGAAUCGGACGAUACCAAACAAAAUCCAAUUCAGCCUCCGCCGCCGCCGAUCCAGGAGCCUCCUUCGUUAUCGGAGAGUUUAUUGAUCCCCACCAUUCUCGCAGGAGUAAGUGGAGGAGGAGCUGGAUUACUGUCAAAACAUAGGAAAGCUCAUCCGAAUAUACCGUUUACUUACGCUACUAAUUUCGCCAUUGUUGCUGCUUGCUAUUGCGGAGUUCGUGAAUUGGUGAGAGUCACUAGAAAAUCAGAACACAACGACUUGAUGAAUUCAGCUAUUGGUGGUCUUUUCAGUGGUGCUUUAUUAGGACGACUUCAAGGGGGACAUCGUGGUGCGUUUCGAUACUCUAUAGCAUUUGCUGCUUUGGGGACAGCGUAUGAUUACGGUAGCCUUAGAGCGAAGCCUAUGUUAGAGAAAGUGCGUAACAUGGACUCAAUCACGUUACCUGUGUGGUUUCCGAUACAGAUCCUAGACGAAGAAGCCCUUGCAAAGAAGAAAGCUCAGGAACAGAAACUCUUCCCAAGAUUGAACAAAGAAGAAUCUUGA